GGUGGCCGAGGAGGACCCGCAGGAGAAGGGGAGCCGCAGCAGCCUCCGCCGCUGCUGCUGCCGUGGCCGUUGGAGCAGGAGGAGCGUCGCCCUCGUCCUGCCGCCGCACUCUCGCCGUCCCCGCUCGCCGCCCUCCAUGCUUCUCCCCCGUCCGGCUGACCAGGAUGUCAACCGAGCAGCAGAGCCUGACGCCGCCGCCGCUCCGAGAGCCGGGGGUUUCCCCCACGGCCGCGGCCGCCGCGACAGACAAAAGACCGAGGGGCCGGCCUCGUAAAGAUGGCGCUUCCCCUUUCCAGAGAGUCAGGAAGAAGCCUCGAAAUAGAGGAAAACCUACGGUGGAGGAUGAAGACAGCAUGGAUGGAUUGGAGGCAACAGAAACGGAAAACACUGUGGAAGUUGCAGAUACCAGGGAACAAUUUACAGAGGAGGAUGCCCAAAGUGAAGUGGACGAUGACAAGAAGGCAACCCCAGAUCUCCAGUGCUCAGUCUCUGUGGACUCUGCCAACACCAAUUGUUCGAUUGGGGUUGAAGCAAAAAGCAGCAGUGAACAGGUCUGCGCUUUUUGUUACUGUGGGGAACGCAGCUCAUUAGGACAAGGCGAGCUUAAACAAUUCAGUCCAACUCCAGGGUUUAUUGCUCCAUGGAACAACCAGCCCUUAAAUAUCAAUGAAACUGUUGACAGCAACGAUACCAUUGAUGAGAGUAUUCCAAGGCAGAACCCAGUCCUCCACAAAGCAAGAGGACAAAAAAAAGAACAGAAUAUAACAGCCUGUACCUGUAUAAACAUUGAAGCUACUCCUGAUGAUCAGGUAGUCAAAGUCUGGGAUGAACUUAGAAUGGUUGGCUUACCAGAUGACAUUGAUGUCCAAGCCUUAUUUGAACCAACAGGCUAUUGUUGGGCUCAUCACCGCUGUGCGGAAUGGUCACUGGAAGUUUGCCAGACAGAAGAGCAGCUGCCAGCGAACGUGGACAAAGCUGUUGUCUCAGGGAGCACAAAACGAUGUGCAUACUGCAAGCACCUUGGAGCCACUAUCAAAUGCUGUGAAGAGAAAUGCACCCACAUAUAUCAUUACCCAUGUGCUGCUGGAGCAGGCACAUUUCAGGAUUUUAAUAACUUUUCCCUUCUUUGCCCAGAUCACAUCGACCAGGCUCCGCAAAGAUCCAAGGAAGAAGCUAACUGUGCAGUGUGUGACAGCCCAGGUGACCUGUUAGAUCAACUUUUUUGUACAACCUGUGGCCAGCAUUACCAUGGAAUGUGCCUGGAUAUACAAGUGACACCUAUCAAACGGGCAGGUUGGCAGUGCCCUGAUUGUAAAGUGUGCCAGAACUGCAAGCAGUCUGGAGAUGACAACAAAAUGCUUGUCUGCGAUACAUGUGACAAAGGGUAUCAUACUUUUUGUUUGCAGCCAGUUAUGGAUUCUGUACCAACAAAUGGGUGGAAGUGCAAAAACUGCAGGGUAUGUGCAGAAUGUGGCACACGGAUCAGUAGCCAAUGGCAUCAUAACUGCCUUAUGUGUGACAGUUGUUAUCGUCAACAAGAUAACCUGCCUUGCCCUUUCUGCGAAAAAUCCCCCUAUCCAAACUUGCAAAAAGAAAGGUUGCAUUGUCAUAUGUGUAAAAGGUGGAUACAUAUAGGAUGUGAUAAGCCUUCUGACAAUGAACUGGAUAUUCAUUUAAAAGAAUAUAUUUGCAGUCUUUGCAAACAUUCAGAUGUAGAUCAAGAACAUACAGAAAUGUGUGAGAUGAUGGAGACUGAACAACUUUUACCUGAAGUUGACACAGAAAUGGAAAACAUAGAUUCAGAAGACAUAGGAAAUCAGAAGCCGUUAGUACCUGAAGGUGGCCUUGAUCAAGAAUUGGUGGUUGAGACUUCUACAGAUACUGCCCUUUCUUUGACAGCACAAGAUCAUAUAUGCCUCUCAUUAGAUGAAAAGAAAUACGAACUGGAGACCCAGGUCUCCAAUCAUUUUGAUACAGAAGAAGGGGAAACUUCUGUUAAAAAUACUCCUGCGUCUGAUAGCAAUCUCUCUGAUAAAAAGAGGGAAACCCCAGAAAAUAUUCCAGAAAUAACACAGCAAGAAUCAGAUAAACAAGCUGAAGAAACAAAACCAUCAGAGACAAGCACUGAGUUGGUGGAAGUGCCCCAGGAGGAAUGUCAGCUUCUUCAGAUGGAACCAGAGAAUAAAUCCAAGAUACCUGAAACUUUCAUUUUGGUCGGCAAAGAGCCAAUCUCCAGUCCUAAGGAAGAACAGUCUGAAACAGUAGCAGUUCUAGAAAGUACAAACGGAAGAGAGACUCCUGAAGUGUCACCUCUUCCUCAAAGUGAAAAUUGUGCAACUGAGAGUUGCCAAUUGGCAGACAAGCCUUCCGAACCAUCGCCCAAGAUGUUUUCCCCACGCCCAUCCUCUGUUGAAAUAAGCAAACCUGUUGAUGGAUCCUCCUUGCCAACAUCUUCAUUAGAGCCAAGUGCAUCCCAUGAUAUGCUGCGAUGUCAGAUGUCGCCAUUAGAGUCUGCUGCGGUCCUUCCAACCACAUUUGUAUCCCUCACUCCAAAAAUUGGAAUGGGAAAACCUGCUAUCACUAAAAGAAAGUUUUCUCCCGGGAGACCAAGGUCAAGACAGGGUACUUGGAAUAGCCAUAAUACAGCAAGCCCACCUUCCUGGUCCCAGGAUAUUUUAGAGGGUCGAGAAGCAUUUAAAUCUAGACAACUACCUGGCAGUGCUAUUUGGAGCAUCAAAGUGGGUCGUGGAUCGGGGUUUCCAGGGAAGCGGAGACCACGAGGUGCAGGACUUUCUGGAAGAGGUGGGCGAGGGAGAUCAAAAUUGAAGAAUGGAAUAGGAUCAAUUCUUGCUACAGGGGUCACAGAUAUGGAUAACUUAUCCAACAAAGAUGAAGAAGAAAACUCAAUGCAUAAUACAGUUGUCCUGUUCUCUAGCAGUGACAAGUUUACUUUACAUCAGGACAUGUGUGUAGUUUGUGGGAGUUUUGGACAAGGUGCAGAAGGCCAAUUACUAGCCUGCUCACAGUGUGGUCAGUGUUAUCAUCCGUUCUGUGUGGGUAUUAAGAUUACAAAAGUGGUGCUCCACAAGGGUUGGAGAUGUCUGGAGUGUACUGUGUGUGAAGCCUGUGGAAAGGCUACAGAUCCAGGAAGGUUACUUCUUUGUGAUGACUGUGAUAUCAGCUACCACACUUACUGCCUGGAUCCACCACUACAGACAGUUCCCAAAGGAGGUUGGAAGUGUAAAUGGUGUGUUUGGUGCAGACACUGUGGAGCUACUUCUCCUGGUUUAAGAUGUGAAUGGCAAAAUAAUUACACACAGUGUGCUCCUUGUGCAAGUUUAUCCACCUGCCCAGUCUGCUGUUGCAAUUACAGAGAAGAAGAGCUUAUUGUGCAGUGCAGACAGUGUGACAGAUGGAUGCACACUGUCUGUCAAAAUUUAAACACAGAAGAAGAAGUGGAAAACACAGCAGAUAAUGGUUUUGACUGCACCAUGUGUAGACCGUAUAUGCCAUCAGCAAAUGUGCCUUCCUUUGAAUUUUGUGAAUCAUCCAUUGCAGCCCAAAUUCCAUUAAAAGCAAAGGAACUUGACCCACCGAAGACGUACACUCAGGAUGGUGUCUGUUUGACCGAAACAGGGAUGUCUCAGUUACAGAGCCUCAGUGCUAUUGUACCAAGAAGGAAAAGGGCAAAGCCAAAGCUGAAGUUGAAGAUUAUAAACCAGAAUAGUGUCGCUGUACUUCAAACACCACCUGAUGUCCAAUCAGAACAUUCAAGAGAUGGUGAGAUGGAUGACAGUAGAGGAGAUCUUAUGGAUUGUGAAGGAAAAUCAGAUACAAGUCCUGAACGAGAACCUAUAGAUGAUGAUCCUAAGGGAAUAGAAGCAACUGAAGGGAUCAAAAAAAGAAAGAGAAAGCCAUAUAGACCUGGCAUUGGUGGAUUCAUGGUACGGCAGCGGAGUCGUACAGGACAAGGAAAAAUUAGAAGAUCUCUCUCUAGAAAAGAUUCUUCUGGUUCUGUAUCUGAGCAAAUACUCAGCAGAGAUGAAAGUUGGAGUGAACAACUGCCUGAUACACUUGUGGAUGAAACUAUGUCUGUUUCUGAAAAUAUGGAAAAAAUGAAAAAACGUUAUAGGAAAAAGAAAAAUAAGCUUGAGGAAAUUUUUCCAGCGUAUUUGCAGGAAGCCUUCUUUGGAAAAGAACUUUUGGAUACUAGCAGGCAAAGCAAGCCACGUUUGGAUAAUUUUUGUGAUAAAAGCCUCAGCAUUUCCUGCAAAGCAAGACUGAACACCAACUUCUUAGACCCAUCUUCAGAUCCACUUUUGAGUUCGACUUCGACUUCCACUCCCUCAAAAUCUGGUGCACAAGGUACUCUGGAUGACCCAUUAGCUGCCCUUGUGCUGAACACUGAGGAUGACAUCCUUGGAAUUCUCUCAGAUGAUUUAGUGAAACCUGGGGAUCAUUCAGGUCUUGAUUUAUGCCCUUUCCAGGUUGAGAACUCCUCUUCCCCUUUUGCUGGACUAGAUAUUGGGCCUAUCACUGAUGAUCCUUCGACCUCGCUGCCUCUGCAGAACGUUAGCCAGAGUACCCGGCCACUGAGUGAAGAACAGUUAGAUGGGAUCUUGAGCCCAGAAUUGGACAAGAUGGUCACAGAUGGUGCAAUUCUUGGUAAAUUAUAUAAGAUUCCAGAACUGGGAGGAAAAGACGUGGAAGACUUAUUUACUGCUGUACUGAGUCCUGCAGCCACACAGACAGCUCCUUUGCCACAGCCUCCACCCCCACCUCCACCACAGUUAAUGCACUUGCACAACCAAGGGGAGAAUGCAUUUUCAAGAAUUCCACUUAUGAAUGGCCUAAUUGGACAAACUCCUCAUCUCCCUCAUACACCCUUAGUGCCUGGAGGUGGAUUAGGAACUUUCACUACUAUAACACAACCAUCCUACACCGAUACCAGAGAUAAAAACACAGUAUUUAAUGCAGUGAUUAAUGAUCCUACCAAUCCUUGGAUUGCAACUGCAACGCCUUUGGAAGGAGAAAAUGAUACCAUGUCUAAUGCACAGAGGAGUACUCUGAAAUGGGAAAAAGAGGAAGCACUUGGUGAGAUGGCAACAGUAGCACCUGUUUUAUACACAAAUAUCAAUUUUCCAAACCUCAAAGAAGAGUUUCCAGACUGGACUACCAGAGUCAAGCAGAUUGCCAAGCUCUGGAGAAAGGCAAGCUCUCAAGAAAGAGCCCCAUACGUGCAAAAAGCCAGAGAUAAUAGGGCUGCUUUACGGAUUAACAAAGUACAAAUGUCCAAUGAUUCAAUGAAGAGGCAGCAACAGCAGGAUAACAUUGAUCCUGGAUCUCGUAUUGAAACUGAUCUCUUCAAGGAUCCAUUAAAACAGAGAGAAUCUGAACAUGAGCAAGAAUGGAAAUUUAGGCAGCAAAUGCGUCAAAAAAGUAAACAGCAAGCUAAAAUUGAAGCAACUCAGAAACUUGAGCAAGUGAAAAAUGAGCAGCAGCAACAGCAGCAGCUGCAGCAGCAACAGCAGCAGUUGCAGCAGCCACAACUAGGAUCACAACAGCUUGUAAACCAAUCAGGCUCAGAUACCCCUAGCAGUGGGAUGCAAAGUCCUUUAACCCCUCAGACCAGCAAUGGAAAUAUGUCUCCUGCACAGCAAGCAUUAUAUGCAAAACAGCUGCCUGGUCCUUCUACAGCUACUCCUCCUGAUGUUUUCCUAAAACCCCCAGCCCCACCUCCACCUAUGGCUGCUAAUCGAAUGUCUGCUCAAGAAGGUCAUUGUCAGACUCCACAACAAACAUUUUCUUCUUCCCCCUCCGCUCAGCCACCUUCUCCGGUUGACCCAUAUGCAAAAAUGGUGGGAACUCCCAGGCCACCACCUGUUAACCAAAAUCCAAAAUUUGUCAGGAGAAAUUCUGCUACGUCAGCAGAGGCCUGUCCACUGCCUUCGAUAUCCAGGCCAACUCAAGUUUCUGAAUCAAUGGGAAGGAGACCAUCACCAGCCAGAGAUCCGUGUUCUUUGUCUCCAGGCACUAGUGAUCCUUAUGCAAAACCUCCAGAUACACCGAGACCUGUAAUUGGAACAGAACAGUUCUCUAAACCUUUGGGGAUGUCAAGAUCACCUUUAAUUUCAGAACAGCCAGCAAGCAGUGACCAAUUUGCUAAGCCACCUCCAAGAACAGGAGGUGAUACUUUUCAGAGACCACGGAUCUCUUCUACUGAUUCAUGUUUACGGCCUUCAUUAACUUCAACAUCUGUUAUUGAAGGGCAUUCCAGCCCAUUUAAAACACCAGCGUGCCCAAAUCCAUCUUCUCAAGAUUCUUACACAAAAAUGCCACCUACUUUAAGGAGAGUAGCUGUGGAUCCUUAUGAAAGGCCUCUUUUGACACCAAGGCCUGUAGAUAGUUUUGCACACAAUCCAUCUAAUGAUUCUUACAGCCAGUCUCAGUUGGCUUCGCACUCGGCAAUAAAGGAUACUUUUGCCCAUCCACAAAGAGUGUUGCGAAAUCAGGGUGAUUAUUCUGGAGCUCUUUCAAGGACAGUUGCUCAGGAUCCAUAUGCCCAGCCUCCUGGCACCCCUCGCCCAGUCACAGACCCUUAUGCCCAGCCUCCUGGCACCCCNGACCCUUAUGCCCAGCCUCCUGGCACCCCUCGCCCAGUCACAGACCCUUAUGCCCAGCCUCCUGGCACCCCUCGCCCAGUCACAGACCCUUAUGCUCAGCCUCCUGGCACCCCUCGACCUGUUUCAGUUGACCCAUAUAUGCAUCAGUCACUUGCAUCAAGACCUCCACAGGCUGCAGACUUAUUUGCUCAGGUUUCAGCUAAUCAGAGGCAUUCUGAUCUGUAUGCCCAGCCUCCAGGUACACCAAUGCCAGUUACUAAUGAUCUGUAUUCUCAGUCACCAGCAACUCAAAGAUCUGGAAUUUCAGAAACUUUCAGUAGACCUAUUCCCAUGUCAAAUCGUGAUCCUUAUCUGCAGGCAUCUCAGAGCAGGACUUUAUCUGGGACUUUUGUCAAGCCAUCAGAUCCUUCUCAACCUUCAAAGCUAUCAGGGUCUACAGUGGCAGAUUCUUUUAGCCACGACCCCUCACCUUGUGAUCCUUUUGACCAGCCUCCAAUGACUCCAAGAUCUCAACCCGAAACCUUUGGAACAGUUCAGCACCCCCAAGAUGACCAAUCUAGAAGUGGGCCAGAGGGAAAUUUCAAUUCCUCAGUAAAUUCAUCCAUGAAUUUGCAGGGAAAACUAUUUUCACAGACCACACAAGGUUCUGUCCCAGGCCCAACUGCAGGACUAACCCAGAACAGCGCAAUGUCUCAUACAGAUGCAGAGAAAUUAAGACAGCGCCAGAAGUUACGUGAAAUUAUUCUUCAGCAGCAGCAACAAAAGAAAAACGCAAUCCGUCAAGAAAAAGCCCCACCAGAGCCUAUUGUAGCAACUCCAGUGGCACCUAUUCAGCCAUGGCAGCAAGAAAAUCUGAAUCAAAUUUUCACCCGACCACCACCUCCAUAUCCUGGCAACAUUAGACCAUCUACCAUUCCUCCAGGUGGACUAAGGCUGGCAGGUUUUCCUAUUGAUGGGCAACUGAAUAGACCUCAAUUUCCAGGAGAUGCUGUUGGCAUGGGGAUGAGGCCUCAUGGAAUUAGAUUUGGCUUUCCCAGUGGUGGCCAUGGACCUCCCCCUUGCCAAGAUCAUUUUCUUGGUCCAUCACCACAAAUGCAACAUGCUGGUGUCCCACCACAGUUUAGAAGAUCCAUGCCUAUAGAUCUGCCUAGGCUACCUAACAAACCACCAAUGAAUAAUCCCAUUGGUUUGCCACAGCAUUUCCCACCGCAAGGUAUCCAGGUUCAACAGCACAAUAUAAUGGGGCAGGCCUUCAUUGAGCUUUGUCAUAGAACGCCUGAAGUCAGACCAAGACUGCCUUUUAUUUCUUCAUCAACUACUAUUAUGAACACUGUUCCUGAGCAUCAACAACAAACUGAAAUUCUACCUAGACAGGAUCGUCAGGGCCCAAGACAUCUAGAACCCACCAGAUGUAAUUCUCAAAAUCCAGAUAAUCCGUUGCAGAGUUCAACAGGCUUGGAGCAUUUAGCACCAUCCCAGCAGGAUAAAAUGAAUCCAUCUCAUCCACCUGCACUAGUCAUGUGUUCCUUAAAUCAUCCAUCAAUAAAUAAUGCAUUUUCAGGAGACUCUUUGCCAACCACAAGACCUACUGAUGCAACAAAUGACUUACAAGUGCCCAGUCAGCCCACUGAUACCUUAGAAGAUAAACUCGAUCCUGAUGACCCCUCUGUGAAAGAUUUAGAUGUUAAAGACCUUGAUGGUGUUGAGGUUAAGGAUUUGGUUGAUGAAGAUCUUGAAAAUUUAAAUUUAGAUGCGGAAGAUAAAGGUGAUGAAUUGGACACAUUAGAUAAUCUUGAAACUAAUGACCGUCAUCUUGAUGAUCUUCUGAGAUCAGGAGAAUUUGACAUAAUUGCAUAUACUGAUCCAGACCAUGAUUUGGGUGACAAAAAGGGUAUGUUCAAUGAAGAGCUGGAUCUUAAUGUCCCCAUAGAUGAUAUACAGGCCAAGGCAGAAGACAGUCUGCAAAAACAUUCAGAUGAUAAGACUUCUGUUCCUGAAGUGUCUGUUCCUACUCAGAAAAAAGCUGCUGAGAACAUUGAGACUAAAACAGAAAUGCUUUCUCCAAUUGAAGAAGCUACAUGUAAUCAUGAAAAAAAUGACAAAAAUGUGGCAGCUUCUAGUGCUCAGCAUGAUGGAGAAACCAAACCUGUUUUGCCUUGUAAUGUGGAAGAAACUGAUAAAGCAAAUAUGAAUGAGGAAACCACAGCAUCCACUUCAGAUGCAGUUCAGUUACCUAGUCAAAAUAAAACAAAUUCUUGUAAUACCUCUGGAUCUACUCCAGUUCUUACAAGCUUACUCACUCAUGGCAAUUCCGAAAAUCCUGACACGAGGUUAUUAGAAUCUCCUCGCUCCUUCCGGACAACCCAAACAAAUCCCAUUUCCAGUAUCCCACAAUCUUUGAUUACAUCCACAAGUCAAAACAUGGAAAAUGUGUUACCUGAUGUGAACAUGGUUCCACCAGUAGGCCAUAUUUUGUCACAAGGAACUGCAGUAAAUUCAGGCUUUAUUUCUGGCCAGCCCCUCAAUCCCAGUUUAGGGGUAGGGCAGCCUGGAAGCCAAACAGGGCCUGUGGUAAAUAGGCCUGCUCCUGGUGGCAUUCCUGGUCCUCAGCAGCUGGUGCUUUCUCAGACAUUGGUCCAACAGCAGAAUCGGGAGAGGCCUCUGCUUUUGGAAGAGCAGCCUCUCUUGCUACAAGAUCUUUUGGAUCAAGAAAGGCAAGAGCAGCAGCAGCAACGACAGAUGCAAGCCAUGAUUCGCCAGCGGUCUGAACCAUUUUUCCCUAACAUUGAUUUUGAUGCAAUUACUGAUCCUAUAAUGAAGGCGAAAAUGGUAGCUCUGAAAGGGAUCAAUAAAGUUAUGGCACAGAACAAUAUGGGGAUGCCACCAUUGGUCAUGAACAGAUUUGCCUUUAUGGGUCAGACAGGACCUGGAGCCCAGAGCAGUGAAGGCCAGCAUUUAAUACCACAAGCAGUUACACAGGAUGGUAACCUAACACCUCAGAUGUCUAGACCAAAUCCUCCAAAUUUUGGUCCUGGAUUUGUAAAUGAUUCAUAUAGAAAGCAAUACGAAGAAUGGCUACAAGAAACUCAGCAGCUUCUCCAAAUGCAGCAGAAGUAUCUCGAAGAGCAAAUUGGAGCACACCGAAAAUCAAAGAAAGCCCUCUCUGCAAAGCAGCGCACAGCAAAGAAAGCUGGACGUGAGUUCCCAGAGGAGGAUGCAGAGCAGCUGAAACACGUCACUGAGCAGCAGAGCAUGGUUCAAAAACAGCUUGAACAGAUACGAAAGCAGCAGAAAGAGCAUGCAGAGCUGAUUGAAGAAUACCGGAUAAAACAGCAGCAGUCUGGAAUGGGACCCCAUUCAGGGAUGCCAGGCCUUGCUUCGCAGCCCCCCAUGGUCCCUGGAGGGUCAUCACCAGCCAUAGGCCAGCAGAAUUUCCCAAUGAUAUCCCAGCAGCUUCAGCAUCCACAGCACAAAGUUGGCCAACCCAAUCCACCCAGAAUCCCAUGCUUGCCCAGCUGGCAACCUCCAAAUACUCCAGUACUUUUCUCCCACAAUGCACCACGAAUGCCGCCUUCAGUUCCCCAGCUGCCAGUUAAUCCUGGGACACCUGCUCCUGUGUUAGCCCCCAGCCCCAGUGUGCAGUCCGGCCCCCCACCUCGUGUGGAGUUUGAUGACAAUAACCCAUUUAGCGAAAGCUUCCAGGAACGAGAGAGAAAAGAGCGUUUGCGGGAGCAGCAGGAAAGGCAACGAAUCCAGCUUAUGCAGGAAGUGGAUCGACAGAGAGCACUGCAACAGAGGAUGGAAAUGGAGCAGCAUGGCACAGUGAGCUCCGAAUUAAGUGCUAGAACAUCCUUCCCUCAAAUACCUUACCUCGGUUCAGAUCGAACUUGUGAUUUUAUGAGACCACCACAGCCCCUUCAGCAGUCUCCGCAGCAACCACCACCACCACCACAGCAGCAGAUAGGAACUAUUUUGCAACCAGGGCCCUUAAACUCUCCUCCCACUCCCAGUUUUCCACCAUGCAGUGAGCAGCUGCAGGCAGGAUCUUCCCCUUUUGCACCUGAUUCAGCCCCAGUUCAAGGUGGAAGCUCUGCUUACCAUUCUGCUAAGCAGCCCCACGGAAGUGUUUCUGGAGUCAGCUUUACCCAGUCCUUGCCUAGGCCCCAGUUUGCCAGUGGCGUGCCUGCAGUUUCUCCAGGAACUAGCAGUGUUCUGGCCUGCGGUCAGGACUCCAGCCUGCCACCUGCAACAAACUUUGCUGGGACAAAUCCAGCAAACCAGUCUCUGAUUCAACUGUAUUCUGAUAUCAUUCCUGAGGAGAAGGGCAAAAAGAAAAGAACAAGAAAGAAGAAAAAGGAGGAUGACACUGACUCUGUGAAUACACCAUCAACGCCUCAUUCAGAUAUAACUGCUCCACCAACUCCAGUUGUUGGGGAUGCUGUGUCCACCCCAACUCUUAGCACUCCUGGGGAGCUUGCACGCAACUCGGGAGAAACUGAGAAAGAAGAGCUGCCAGAUGCAGCAACACCAAAUGCUGCAGAGGGUGAGCCAUCCUUAGAGCUGAAAGCUCAACUUGCCGAAAGCAAUUUGCCACAAAACGAACUCCCUGAACCGUCGAGUCUAAACCCAGAAACGGACACGGCCAAGGCCGAUAUCUCUGCAAACCUUCAAGAAAUUGGACCAGAAAAGGCAGAAGUUGAUCAGUGCUCCAGUCAAACUGUGUCUAAGAUGAAGACUGAAAGGGAUGUUGACGUGGAAGAUGAUAAAGCUGCCAUUCAGCUUUCCCCUCCUGCACAGAAUCUGGCACCACCUGCCAACACCCCACCUGCAAAAGUGGAGUCAGGGAAUGAACUCCUCAAACACCUGCUUAAGAACAAAGCAGCCGCCAGUCAUGUCAGUCAGAAAUCAGAAAGCAGCUUCCACCUUCCAGAGAAUGCUGAGGAGAAUAAAUUAAUCGAAAAACAGGAAUUGGCUGAAAGCAGCAUGCCAUUAGGGAACCCAUUGCAAGGCUCAUUAAGUUGUGGUAAUAGCCAAGUUCAGAGAUCAGAUUUAGGACAAGAAAUGAAGAAACAGAGAAACAAACGAACUCAGAGGACAGGUGAAAAAGCAACAUCUCGGCCUAAAAGGAAAAAAAAAGAGGAGGAAGAAAAACAGACGGUUUUUCCUAACACAGAAACCUUCAUGCAGUUGAAACAGCAACUCUCCUUGCUGCCUUUAAUGGAGCCAAUGAUUGGAAUGAGCUUCGCCCACUUCCUCCCAUAUGGUAGCAGUCGUCAGAGUAGUGGAAGUCGACUUGUGGGAACUUUCGGUAGUGCUACGCUUGAUGGGGUAUCUGAUUACUAUUCUCAGCUAAUCUACAAGCAAAAUAAUCUCAGUAAUCCACCUACACCUCCAGCAUCCCUUCCUCCUACACCUCCACCUGUGACUUGCCAAAAAAUUGUGAAUGGAUUUGCAACAACUGAAGAACUUGCUACCAAAGCUGGAAUGUUGGGAGGAUCUGAUGCUUUAGGUUCAAAGCAGUUUCAGCUGCCUUUCAGGCCACAGGAUGAUUUGUUAGCCAGGGCCAUAAUUCAGGGUCCUAAGAGUGUGGAUGUCCCUGCUUCUCUUCCAACCCCGCCUCAUAACAAUCAUGAAGAGCUCAGGAUUCAGGAUCCUUGUGAUGAUAGAGAAAGUCCAGAUAGCUUUGUUCCUUCUUCUUCCCCUGAGAGCGUCAUGGGCAUGGAAAUAAGCAGGUACCCAGAUCUAUCAGCAGUAAAAGAAGAGAUGCCACAGUCCGUUCCAUCUCCUGUCAUUCCAAUUCUGCCAACAAGUUCUGGAAAGGGUUCAGAGGCAAAGCAAAAUUUCAUCAAAAUGGAGCCUUGUUCAACUUUCUUCAGUUCUCAACUUGGACUUGCCCCAAAUAACACAGAAUCUGGGCUUGUGUCCAUUGCCAUUACUUUGCAUCCUACAGCUGCAGAGAAUAUUGGUAGUGUGGUGGCUGCGUUCUCCAAUCUUCUGCAUGUCAGAAUUCCAAACAGCUAUGAAAUUAGCACUGCAUCUGAUGCUCCAUCAUCCAUCGGAAUAAUGAAUCCACACAGAACUAAUCCAGCAUUUGAGUACAGGCAACAUGUACUACUUCAUGGUCCUCAGUCAGGAACCUUUGGCCCUCCUGGACUGACAGGGCCUUAUGGGCUCAAGCCACACAACGCCCCAUUUUUAUCAAGCGGAAAUGUUUUGUCAGGUUAUAAAGCACAAAGUCCAAAUGUUGUGGAUGGUUCAGCAUUAAGGUCACAGUGGUGUUCUCAUUGUAAAGUGGUAGUACUGGGGAGUGGAGUACGAAAAUCUUUCAAAGAACUACAUUUCCUGAAACAGGAUUCCAAGGAAAAGUCUGAGAGAAUAGAGAAAGACAUUGUCUUCUGUAGUAACAAUUGCUUAGUUCUUUAUUCAGCCUCCAUGCAAGCAAAAAGUUCAGAAAGCAAGGAAUCUGUCCCUCCUGAAAUCCAAUUUCCAAUGAAAGAACCUCCAAAAAGUUUCCACCAAUAUAGUACCAACAUCUCCACGUUUGACGUUCACUGCCUCCCUCAACUGCAGGAAAAGAAUUCUCCCCCCUCAUCACCCCUCAUUAUUUUUCCUCCUGCCUUUGAAGCUGCCAAAGUGGAGCCCAAACCAGAAGAACUUAAGGUAACCGUGAAAUUGAAACCCCGCUUAAGAACUGUUCCCAAUGGCCUUGAUGACUGUCGACCGGCGAACAAGAAAUGGAAAGGAAUGAAAUGGAAAAAAUGGAAUGUACAGAUUGUGAUUCCUAAAGGAACGUUCAAACCCACUUGUGAAGAGGAGAUAGAUGAGCUUCUCAAGAAACUGGGCACAACCCUUAAACCUGAUCCUGCCCUGAAAGACUACCGAAAAUGCUGUUUCUGCCAUGAAGAGGGCGAUGGGCUAACUGAUGGACCAGCCAGGCUUCUGAAUCUGGAUUUAGACCUCUGGGUUCAUUUGAACUGCGCUCUUUGGUCUACUGAGGUCUAUGAGACACAAGCUGGUGCCUUAAUCAAUGUUGAGCUUGCUCUGCGAAGGGGCUUGCAAAUGAAAUGCGUGUUCUGCCACAAGAUGGGUGCUACCAGCGGCUGCCACAGGUUAAGGUGCACCAAUGUUUAUCACUUCACCUGUGCCAUUAAAGCACAAUGCAUGUUUUUCAAAGACAAAACUAUGCUUUGCCCAAUGCACAAACCGAAGAGCACUCAUGAGCAAGAACUCAGUUAUUUUGCGGUCUUCAGGCGAGUCUACGUCCAACGGGAUGAAGUCCGACAGAUCGCUAGCAUCGUACAGAGGGGGGACCGUGAGCACACCUUCCGGGUGGGGAGCCUGAUCUUCCACAGUAUCGGUCAGCUGCUGCCCCACCAGAUGGUUGCCUUCCACUCUUCAAAGGUGCUCUACCCAGUGGGGUUUGAGGCCAGCCGGUUGUAUUGGAGCAUACGAUACACUAACCGCCGUUCCCGCUACCUGUGUUCCAUUGAAGAGAAGGAUGGCUUCCCCUUGUUUGUGAUCAGGGUGAUUGAGCAAGGACACGAAGAUAUGAUUCUGACCGGCCUGACUCCAGAAGAUGUUUGGGAUAAAAUCCUUGAGCCUGUUGCAUCUAUACGGAAAACCUCCGAAAUGCUCCAGCUAUUCCCUGUGUAUCUCAAGGGCGAAGAUCUUUUUGGCCUGACUGUCUCUGCAGUGGCUAGAAUAGCUGAAUCACUUCCUGGGGUUGAGGCCUGUGAGCGUUACACCUUCCGUUAUGGCCGAAACCCCCUCAUGGAGCUGCCUCUCGCCAUCAACCCCACUGGCUGCGCUCGUUCUGAGCCCAAAAUGAGCAGCCAUGUCAAGAGGUUUGUGUUAAGGCCUCAUACCUUGAAUAGCACCAGCACUUCAAAGUCAUUUCAGAGCACAGUGACAGGAGAACUAAAUGCACCUUACAGUAAGCAGUUUGUUCAUUCAAAGUCUUCUCAGUAUCGGAAAAUGAAGACUGAAUGGAAGUCCAAUGUCUACUUGGCACGAUCGCGUAUUCAGGGCCUGGGUUUAUAUGCUGCUAGAGACAUUGAAAAGCACACUAUGGUAAUUGAAUAUAUUGGAACCAUCAUUCGCAAUGAAGUAGCCAACAGGAAGGAGAAGCUUUAUGAAUCUCAGAAUCGUGGAGUAUACAUGUUCCGCAUUGAUAAUGAUCAUGUUAUUGAUGCCACAUUGACUGGAGGUCCUGCAAGGUACAUUAACCAUUCCUGUGCACCCAACUGUGUGGCUGAAGUGGUAACCUUUGAACGGGGACAUAAAAUCAUAAUUAGCUCUAACCGGAGAAUCCAGAAAGGGGAAGAGCUGUGUUAUGAUUAUAAAUUUGAUUUUGAAGAUGACCAGCACAAGAUUGCAUGUCACUGUGGGGCUGUAAACUGCCGAAAAUGGAUGAACUAGAUGCAUUCCUUACUCUCUCUGAGGGCUGCGUGUCCCAAGGAAGAAGUGAUUUUUGAUGCUGUUCAUUUGCAGGGUGGGGAUGUGUUAUGUGUAUGAAAACAAUCACUUCUCUCAAGUUAUCUCUUCUACUCCAGUGUAAAGUGAGCACCAGAAGCCAGCUGGCAGAAUAUGGAGUUAGGCCUGGCUUCCAGGCACCCAGAAUGGAAACUGAUCUCCAGACCAGUCCAGCACUUUUGAUUUCAUUAAAAGAUAAAUUUCUUUUCACUAAAGAGAAAUCAGACUCGGGCAGAGAAGCUGUGGCUGACCUGCUGAAGGGCAGUGGGGCACUAAUGAAUGUAGACUGAAAUCACCAGCGUAAGGGAGAUAUCCAAAGUGCUGGCCACAGCCUUACUUACUAAAGGGGCAGGCCCUCUAAAAACAGGAAAAAAAUUAAAAACGUAGACACCACUGAACAAGGAAUGUACUGAAAUGACUUCCUUAGGGAUAGAGCUAAGGGAAAAAUAACUUGCACUAAAAUACAUUUAAAAUACUUGAUUCCAUGAGUCAGUUUAUUGUAGUUUUGAUUUCUGUAAAAUAAGAGAAACUUUUUGUAUUUAUUAUUGAAUAAGUGAAUGAAGCUAUUUUUAAAAGGAAAAGUUAGAAGCCAAGCUGCUGCUGUUACCUGCAGAACUAACAAACCCUGUUACUUUGUACAAAAAAUGUAAAUAUUUUGAGGAUAAAAGUUCAGUAUAAAAAAUAGGAAUUGACCAAAUGCUACCAGAUCUUGCAGCAGUUCGGGUGCUUAUUAAACUUAAUAGGGAUGUUACAAUAUGAUUUCAUGUAUUAAACAUGUCAUUACAAUUGUCAUGGGUAACCAAAAUCUCAAUUUAAGAGAGAUUUUACUUUAUUUUUUUAAUCUUUUAAGCAGGCUCAGUUAUGCUGUAUUGACUUUUUUUUUAAAGCAGCCCUUCAGAUUGAUUAGACAGCAUGUAAAUUACAGCAGUGGUUUUUGUAGAUGUUUGAGGAAACUUAGGCUGAUCUAUUUUAUUUGUAUUAUAUUGUUACAUCCCUAUUUCUUAAAUCAGGUUUUUUUGUGUGUGUAGAAUAUGUGAUAACUGUGAAUAACUGCUAAAACCACCCAAACUAGAUGCUGAACAUUGAUUUUGUUUUCCAACAGAAAUAGUGGAGAUUAUAUGAACUGUUCAGCUUACACUAAAAUUAUGUAAUGAAACUAGGAAUGUGUAGUGAGAGCGUAAGUCAAUAGCUGCCUUCUUGAAAAGUAAAAUCAAGGAAAAAAAUUAUAGGAAUUGUGCUUUCAGCUGCAGGACUCUGCCAAUAGGAUUUUGAGGAAAAAAAAGUAAUUUAAAAUGUGUUUGUAUGAAUUGUUUUUGUUUACAUUUCUUUUAAAAAAAUAAACACUGUUUGUGUUUGCUUGUAGAACCCUAAUCAACAUUUUGAACCAGGUUAGCUUUUUUAUUUUGUACUUUUAAUUCUGGUACUGACACUUCACAGUCUAAAUAUUAAAAAAAUGAAGUUUUUUUGUGUGCACAGCUAAAGUGGACUGUAAAACUGGUAGUAUAUUCAGUGAUACAGGUCUGAACUUGUAAUGUAUAUGGCAUGAUGUAUUUUUAUCUUACAGAAUAAAUCAUUGUAUAUAUUUUUCUCUUGAUAAUAGCUGUAUGAAAUUUGUUUCUUGAAUAUUUUUCUUCUCUUGUACAAUAUUCCAACAUCCUACCAGUAUUUGUCUUACAGGUUUUUAUUCUGUUCUGUAUAAUAGUUAUCUAAUGUUGGCAAAAAUGAUUUUUUGAAGUAUACAGAGUGUUAUGGGCUUUGAAAUUUGUGGAAACAAAUUUAGAAAAUUGGCAUUUACAAAUAAAAUAUUUUACAUCUA
Molecule: messenger RNA, 16911 nt
Organism: Thamnophis sirtalis
Lineage: Eukaryota; Metazoa; Chordata; Lepidosauria; Squamata; Natricidae
Gene: KMT2C
Product: lysine methyltransferase 2C
Biological process (GO): positive regulation of transcription by RNA polymerase II
Cellular component (GO): nucleus; MLL3/4 complex
Molecular function (GO): protein binding; histone H3K4 methyltransferase activity; transcription coactivator activity
Source: RefSeq, a predicted model, not a curated record